Molecule: messenger RNA, 1585 nt
Organism: Lytechinus pictus (painted urchin)
Lineage: Eukaryota; Metazoa; Echinodermata; Echinoidea; Temnopleuroida; Toxopneustidae
Product: myelin-associated glycoprotein-like
Exons: 3
Coding region: 1-705 (234 amino acids)
Source: RefSeq, a predicted model, not a curated record
AUGGUGAGCAUAUUUCCGUUGAGACCGCCUGAUCCUCCCUACUUCAGUGGAACAGAAGAAAUCUUCGAUGGAAUAUCAUCAAAUAUAACUUGCACAUCAAACAAUGGCUACCCUACACCAACUUUCCAGUGGUUUCUUGACACAAAGAACAUCACUAAGGAUUCAGACAGCAUAUCUUCUAGGAACAAAAAUCAUCGGGUUGAUGCUAGAAGUGUGCUAGCUAUAACACCAACGAGACACGAACACGGACAACGACUUGUCUGCGAAGUUCAUCAAGGUGUCCACCAGGAUAGACCAUCGAUAAAGGCUUGGAGUGUUAUUAGUAUUCUUCGUGUUCUUUAUUCUCCAGUCAUUGUGGACCAUUCUGUUCGUCGGGUACCUGUUGAUGGAGAUAGCGUGGAUGCCUUGCUCACGUGUACAUCAGAUAGUAGACCUGUGGCCUCGAUAACCUGGUUCUGUAAUGGAAAGCAACUCAACAAUAGCACCCGUCGUCAGAUUCAUCAGGGUCUUACAGAAGAAGAUACCUUGACUUCGAGUGUUCUGAUCAUUUCAAAAAUUUCUGCACAAGACGAUGGCUACUAUACAUGUUUUGCUGAGACGAUGCUUGGGGAAGAUUCUGAAACUCAAUUUUUUUCAUAUUCUAGUAAAAUCUUUCAUUUACAUUAUACUUUGUUUGCCUGUCGUUGUCUAUUAAAUUUAUUUUAAUCUAAAAGAGUCAUUUAAAGCUGAUAGAUAAUCAUAUAUGUACCUAUAGAACUCCAUAGUUUGCCCCAACUAUGCAGAAUGAAGUCAUGCCUUGUGAAAGUAUGAAUAUCAAAGACGUCUCCCUUGAGACCUAAACAUUACAUUAGUAGUACGAGAACGAGUUGCAUUUUCGUAAUUGCACCUUUCUGACCGCGGGAAACCAUCACGUUAUCUGUAUUAUAAUUUUUCCUCUGUCGUUCCCGCUCCAAAUAUCGAUAUUAAAAUGGCAAGAUGAAAUGGUUGACCAAAUAAAUGAAUUAAUUUGACAGUUCGCAAACUACUGGAAGCUAUCUGAAAUUAAUUCUGUCUAAAACACACUCUCAAAGAAGACCGACUCGUGAGCUACAUGUUAUUCUUUUAAAAUGAAAGAUCGUAAACAGAUAAUACUAUUUUUAUAGUAUAUAUAGAAAUGUUUUAUCUUAUUGAGCACAAUUGGUAAUUUCAGUAUUCAUGUUUCCGACUUUAUUGCUCAUUUGAAAUGUAAUUAAACCUUUAUCAUAGUUUAUCAUUUGCUUUUUUUUAAUAAUAUCAAUAUUGUAAUUACUUGAACAUGUUGCAAUGAUAUUCUGUUAAAGUUGCUAAUGGUCCAUAAAUUCAAAAACAUUCCCAAGAUCUGUAUUACAUUCAACUCUUAAAAUUCCAUCCUUGUCACUUAUCUUCAAUGGCCAUUGAAUUACAAGUUCGGAAAGGAGACGUAAAAGAAAUGGAUAAGCAUAUUGGAUGGAUGGUGACAAGAGGGGGUGGGGGGGGGGGGCUUACCGAAAAUUUGUAGCACUUAUAUAUUAGGGCUUAUGCAAAGCAAUUAAUUAAUAAAAUCUGAAUUGCACGAAUAAGUUUCAAU